Lactuca saligna is the source of this 336-nucleotide messenger RNA. Lineage: Eukaryota; Viridiplantae; Streptophyta; Magnoliopsida; Asterales; Asteraceae. The record is from the annotation of a GenBank genome assembly.
AUGGAUCCACUGUCUACUGAGUAUAGAUUCGUUUCGAUUGUGGAUGAUGAGACUUUCUCCCUCCACGAGUUCACUUCGCCUGUUCCUAAACAAAUUAAGGAUUUACGAUCUGUGCUCGGCACCGGGAUGGCUGUUUUCUGGAAUCCUUCCAUUAGAAAAUCAAUCGGGAUAACUUUUCCUGAUCUUUCGUUUGAAAAACAAUCAGUUGGUAUACAUGUGCACGUGUCACAAUGGUCGUGUCAUUAUACUGUUCUUGGUUUUGGGGUCUGUCCUACCACUAAAGACCCUACACUUGUGAAGUUUACACGUAUUACCAAAAGGGAGCCCAGAACUUAA